AUGGCGGCGGCGGCGGACGUAUCCUCGAAGGGCGUGGUCGAGUUCGAGGUUGUGGAGGGUGGCCUCGUCGUCGUUCGAAGAGAAGCAGAGGAAAUUAGCAAAUCAUCGGCACAGAACGGUUCUCGAAUCGCCAUAUUAUUAUUAUUACUAUCAUUAUUAUUAUUAUUAUUAUUAUUAUUAUUAUUAUUAUUAGUAUUAUUAUUAUUAUUAUUAUUAUUAUUAUUAUUAUUAUUAUUAUUAUUAUUAUUAUUAUUAGUAUUAUUAUUAUUAUUAUUGCUAUUAUUACUAAUAUUAUUAUUAUUAUUGCUAUUGUUAUUAUUACUGCUAUUGCUAUUAUUAUUACUAUAA
This is a messenger RNA of Necator americanus (New World hookworm), 348 nucleotides long. RefSeq lists its product as uncharacterized. Gene Ontology annotation, cellular component: membrane. The record is from RefSeq and is a predicted model, not a curated record. The coding region runs from base 1 to 348 and encodes 115 amino acids. The transcript has 2 exons. Gene Ontology annotation, biological process: transmembrane transport. NCBI's taxonomy places the organism in Eukaryota, Metazoa, Nematoda, Chromadorea, Rhabditida, Ancylostomatidae.